UCCUGUGACGCAAUUUGGUUGUGUAAUUUCACUGCUUGACAUUUAGACAUAAGUAAGGUUUUAUCACGGUGGAAGGGACACUUUGCCUGGAAUCGUCUCAACAGUACACGUGAAAGGAUUAAGAUGUUGUCUUCGUUUGUUGCGAGAAGACUGGUUACAGGUGUGUGCCAGGCUGCAUGGCGGCCAGCAGUGACAGGGCUGGUAACCGUUCGUGGAUACCGCGGAGAAGCACCAGAUGACACCAGGGGUGACCUGAUUGAGAUUCCAUUGCCCCCUUGGGAAGAGAAAACUGGCGAGCCCAUGGAUAUCAAGAAGCGUCGUCUGCUCUAUGAAAGUCGGAAGAGGGGCAUGUUGGAGAAUUGCAUUUUGCUCAGCCUUUUUGCAAAGCGAUACCUGAACACAAUGAGUGAGACCCAGCUGCAGCAGUAUGACAGACUGAUUAAUGAACCCAGCAACGACUGGGAUAUCUACUACUGGGCAACAGAGGCCCUGCCCACCCCUGAGGUUUAUGAUGGAGAGGUCAUGGACAUGCUGAAGGAGUUCGCAAAGAACCGUGACCAAGAACAGAGGUUGGAUGCGCCCAGUUUAGACUACCUGGAGAAGGAAAGCCAAUGAGAGCCAUGUCUUUUUUUGGUUUUCUCACAGACUCUUUUUAUGUGGGGCACUGAGCGAAGUAUCAGUGUCAUCCCCCACAUAAAACAUCUUCUGCCACACCAUCAAAAAACUGUAUCAGUGAAACAUGACAAUAAAUGUUCUGUAAAAUAAUGUUGAUUUGAUCAGUGUGCUUGGCUGAAACACUGAUGUGACUCAGUGUAAAGCUGUCAGGUAGGUGCUCUAUAUAUCAAACAUUAAUUGACAAGUGGAAAUCAUGAAAAAUGUGCAGAGUAUGACAGCUUCUCAACAGAUUUAAGCUACUUUUUGACUCUACAGUAGAACAAAUAUUAUGUCAUGCCUUGUUUUACUGGCAUUGAUUCUGAAUAAUGACUAUUCAGUGCCGAUUUCAGUUGUGGAUUAUUUAAUAAAUGUGCAUCAUCUGUUGCUGUUUGUUGGU
Messenger RNA from Sphaeramia orbicularis (orbiculate cardinalfish), 1051 nucleotides. RefSeq names its product succinate dehydrogenase complex assembly factor 2 (gene sdhaf2). NCBI's taxonomy places the organism in Eukaryota, Metazoa, Chordata, Actinopteri, Kurtiformes, Apogonidae. Gene Ontology annotation, biological process: mitochondrial respiratory chain complex II assembly; mitochondrial electron transport, succinate to ubiquinone; protein-FAD linkage. The transcript has 4 exons. The coding region runs from base 124 to 615 and encodes 163 amino acids. Gene Ontology annotation, cellular component: mitochondrion. The record is from RefSeq and is a predicted model, not a curated record.